Aedes albopictus (Asian tiger mosquito) is the source of this 768-nucleotide messenger RNA. RefSeq lists its product as uncharacterized. The coding region runs from base 1 to 768 and encodes 255 amino acids. Lineage: Eukaryota; Metazoa; Arthropoda; Insecta; Diptera; Culicidae. The transcript is spliced from 4 exons. The record is from RefSeq and is a predicted model, not a curated record.
AUGAGAACAACGGUCCCGAACGGUGCCACCGCACCACAGCUCAUUCAACAGUCGGACGUCAAAGCGAACGGGUCGCCUCCUGAACAGCAGCAGCAGCAAUCCGAGCAAUUCCCUCCCUUUCCACCAGGGUAUAAAGGGAACGGUGCAACCGCACCACGGCUCAUUCGUGAGUCGGACGGCAAGGCGAACGGGUCGCCUCCUGAGCAGCAGCAGCAGCAGCAAUCCGAGCAUUCCCCCCCUCUCCACCAGGGUAUAAAAGGGAAGGUGCAACCGCACCACGGCUCAUUCGUGAGUCGGACGGCAAGGCGAACGGGUCGCCUCCUGAGCAGCAGCAGCAGCAGCAAUCCGAGCAUUCCCUCCCUCUCCACCAGGUCGGACGGCAAGGCGAACGGGUCGCCUCCUGAGCAGCAGCAGCAGCAGCAAUCCGAGCAUUCCCUCCCUCUCCACCAGGGUAUAAAGGGAAAGGUGCAACCGCACCACGGCUCAUUCGUGAGUCGGACGGCAAGGCGAACGGGUCGCCUCCUGAGCAGCAGCAGCAGCAGCAAUCCGAGCAUUCCCUCCCUCUCCACCAGGUCGGACGGCAAGGCGAACGGGUCGCCUCCUGAGCAGCAGCAGCAGCAGCAAUCCGAGCAUUCCCUCCCUCUCCACCAGGGUAUAAAGGGAAAGGUGCAACCGCACCACGGCUCAUUCGUGAGUCGGACGGCAAGGCGAACGGGUCGCCUCCUGAGCAGCAGCAGCAGCAGCCUGAGCCUUCCCCUCACCCUGUGA